Molecule: messenger RNA, 543 nt
Organism: Physella acuta
Lineage: Eukaryota; Metazoa; Mollusca; Gastropoda; Physidae
Product: putative PPE family protein PPE16
Source: RefSeq, a predicted model, not a curated record
AUGGAUCGCAACAUUUGCUCAGCCAACUUUAGCUUAGCCAACUUUAGCUCAGCCAACAUUAGCUCAGCCAACUUUAGCUCAGCCAACUUUAGCUCAGCCAACUUUAGCUCAGCCAACUUUAGCUCAGCCAACUUUAGCUCAGCCAACAUUAGCUCAGCCAACUUUAGCUCAGCCAACAUUAGCUCAGCCAACAUUAGCUCAGCCAACUUUAGCACAGCCAACUUUAGCACAGCCAACUUUAGCUCAGCCAACAUUAGCUCAGCCAACUUUAGCUCAGCCAACUUUAGCUCAGCCAACUUUAGCUCAACCAACCUUAGCUCAGCCAACAUUAGCUCAGCCAACUUUAGCUCAGCCAACUUUACUGCCUAUAUGUAUCGCCCUCGUUACAUCGCAGAGCAGAGGAUCAAGACAAAAAGCCGACACGGUACAAAAGCCGACACGGUACAAAAGCUGUCGUUAAAGCAAAACGUCAACACUGCACGGACUGACAGACCAUUUGUAUCUAUCUUUUUGCUGACUGACGAAAGGCUAAAAAACACAUAA